Messenger RNA from Bathycoccus prasinos, 1230 nucleotides. Its product is annotated as imidazoleglycerol-phosphate dehydratase. Gene Ontology annotation, biological process: L-histidine biosynthetic process. The transcript has a single exon. Bases 1 to 1230 code for a protein of 409 amino acids. Gene Ontology annotation, molecular function: imidazoleglycerol-phosphate dehydratase activity. Lineage: Eukaryota; Viridiplantae; Chlorophyta; Mamiellophyceae; Mamiellales; Bathycoccaceae. The record is from RefSeq and is a predicted model, not a curated record.
AUGGGCAAACGCGGACAGAUUGCGACCGGGCAACCAUUUUUGGACCACAUGAUUGACCAGUUGACGACGCACGCGCAGCUCGGAGUGUCCGUCCAAGUGGAGAAGGAACGUGUAGGCGAGAUGGUGAAAUGCGAACCAGAUACGGCGAAAUAUGCCUCGGACGAGGACGCAGAGGCGACGUUUAUGGCGUGUGGGGAAGCAGUAGGGAAAGCUUUGAAAGAUAUGCUCUGUUCGGAAGGUCGGAUUGGGUUCGCCGCGAACGCGAGGACGAACGGGACGAGGUUCGCCGCGCCGUUGGACGAAGCGUACGCGUCGUGUUUGAUUGAGCAGUUUGAUUCGGAGAAAGAUGGGGAGUUGAAACUGUUUUCCUUAGCGCCGUACGGACCGAGAAAUCGAACGCACAUUGGCGUGUAUCCAACGGUGUACACGGAGACGUUUUUUCGAGAAGUGGCGAAACACUCGGGAUUGACCAUUCGGUUGGAAAAGCAUCGAGGCGAUAACGCGCAUCACAUAGUCGAGGCGACGUUUAAGAGUUUCGCGAGGUGUUUGAGAAAAUUCAUGGACGAAGUCGAAGGCAGCGAUGUUGAAUCCAGUAGCAGCGGGAGUAACAACAGUACGAGUCGAGCGGCGAGUCGAGCCAGAAGCACGAAAGAGACGAGCAUCGACGUCGCGCUCGAUUUGGAUAUGAAAGACGAGGCGAAUAGUAGUUUGGAAAUCUCCACGGGUAUUGAAACCUUAGACGCUUUAUUCGACGCGUUGGCAGAAACCGCAGAGUUUGGUACUUUAAAAUGCGUCGCAUCGGGAGAUACGUGGAUCGACGAUCAUCACACGACCGAAGACGUCGCGAUCACUAUAGGCCAGUGCUUGAACGAAGCGUUGGGGAACAAAGCCGGUUGUAAUCGCAUGGGAAGCGGUUCGGCGCGCGUAAACGGGAGCGAAGUGGAGGUAAUCAUGGACUUAUCGAACCGUCCGUAUUUAGGGUACGAUUUAGAUUUCGCAGGUGAUUCAAUUGGCGAUUUGAGUUGCGAGAUGGUCGAGCACUUAUUCAUGUCGAUUACUUUCAACGGCCAGAUGACCGUGCACUUGGUCACCAAAGAGAAAGGGUCGACGGAUAAAGAUUUAGCAGAAGCCGCGAUGAGAGCGUUUGGAACGUGUUUGAAACAAUGCAAAUCGAUCGAUCCCAGACGCGCGGGAGCAGUGGCGUCCUCGAAAGGCACUUUGUCUGUUUGA